Messenger RNA from Dufourea novaeangliae, 577 nucleotides. It is a transcript of the gene Pop5, whose product is annotated as ribonuclease P/MRP protein subunit POP5. Lineage: Eukaryota; Metazoa; Arthropoda; Insecta; Hymenoptera; Halictidae. The record is from RefSeq and is a predicted model, not a curated record. The transcript is spliced from 4 exons. Gene Ontology annotation, cellular component: ribonuclease P complex. Gene Ontology annotation, biological process: tRNA 5'-leader removal. Bases 59 to 511 code for a protein of 150 amino acids. Gene Ontology annotation, molecular function: ribonuclease P RNA binding.
UCCUUGUGUGAUGUUUUUGUGAUAAAUUGUUCAUUCUAGUUGAUGCAUAACCUAAAAGAUGGUUCGCUUUAAGAACAGAUAUAUAACAUUCGAAAUAACACUCGGUGAUAAGUCUGAUAAACCAUUUCCGUUGAAAACCACAUCUUUGCAUGUUGCUAUACAACAAAAAGUACAACAAUUGUACGGUGAUUUUGGUGUCGCCGCGAUGAAAGCUGGUUUUAGUGCAAAAUAUUGUAAUAUUCAUACGAAAAUAGCACUAGUGAAAACGAGACAUGGACCUCAUAAAUUUUUAUUAGAAUCAAUUCCACUGAUAAAUGACAUUGCUGGACGUUUAGUGUCAGUAAAAAUACUCUAUGUGGGAGCAACACUAAAGCACUGUUUCCUCUUCAUCAAGAAAUAUCAGCAAAAGAAAUUAGAACAAAUGUGGUAUAGCCUGAGAACUGACAUUGAAAGAAAAAAUAUGCAAAAUGCUUUGAUGACCUUGGCUCCAGCUAUGAAAGAUUGUACUUGAAUUUUUAUUUACACUCAAAAUCCUAUAUUUGUAUAUAUGUAUGUGCAAAUCUAAUAAAACAACUGU